AUUCCACCAAUAGACAAUCGAGGCUUAGUGACGCAACUUCCUGACCGGCAAGUUUGCGGGAAGUUUGUUCCGUAAACACUUAAGCCCUAAAUCAACCGCGAUCAUUUAUAUUGCGAUGCCCCCUAAAGCCAAAGCGACCGGCAGAGCCAGAGCUCCUGCGAAGAGGAAGCUGGCCGAGGAGUUUCCCCCUGGAGAAGUUCUCACAGACACCGGGAAGAAAUCCUGGAAGCUGGGAGCUCCGGUGGGCCAGGGGGGGUUCGGCCUGAUUUAUCUGGCGGAUCAGAACUCUGACAAACCUGUUGGUAAAGAAGCGCCGUACGUCAUCAAAGUGGAACCCAGCGAAAACGGGCCGCUGUUCUCCGAGCUGCAUUUCUACAUGAGAGCCGCCAAGCCCGAUCUCAUCCAGACCUGGAUGAAGACCCAGAAGUUGAAGCAUUUGGGGGUUCCCCGUUAUUGGGGCUCCGGUCUGCAUGAGAAAGGAGGGAAAAGGUAUCGCUUCAUGGUGAUUGACAGACUCGGCACAGACCUGCAGAAGAAGUUUGAAGAAUGUGGGAAGAGAUUCCCCAGAAAACUGGUCCUGCAGCUCGGUCUCCGCCUGCUGGACAUUUUGGAGUUCAUCCACGAGCAUGAGUACGUGCACGCCGACGUCAAAGCGUCCAACCUCAUGCUGAGCCACAGUGACCCCAACCAGGUUUAUCUGGUAGAUUACGGCCUGGCAUACAGAUACGCUCCUGAUGGCGUCCUGAAAGAGUACAAGGAGGAUCCCAAGAAAUGCCACGAUGGAACCAUAGAGUUCACCAGCAUCGAUGCCCACAAAGGAGUCGCUCCUUGCAGGCGGGGCGACUUGGAGAUCCUGUCCUACUGCAUGGUUCAGUGGCUGUGCGGACGUCUGCCUUGGGAGGACAAGCUCCAAGACCCCGUCUACGUCAGAGACUCCAAGAUCAGGAGUCAAGAAAACAUCUCAGAGUUUAUGUCCAAGUGUUUUUCCUCUCAAGAGAAACCCGAUGAGAUCCAGAGGUUCAUGGAGGAGGUGAAGUCUCUGGGGUACAAGGACAAGCCUCGGUACGAGAAGCUGCGCUCCGUCCUGCAGAGCGGACUCAAGAGUUUGCAGCAGAAAGACGACGGGCAGCUGGAGUUCACCGCCGUCAGCGGAGCGGCGCCUGCUCCUGCUCCUGCCAAGAAGACAAGAAAGAGAAAGAUGGCGGCAGAUAAACCAGAGGAGGGGGGCUCUAACGACACCCCUAUCAAGAAGACGAGAGAAGUGAAAAAGAAAGAGGUAAACGGAGUGAAGAAAAGCCCCAGAAAGCCUCCAGCAUCCCGGAAAGUUCCCGCCAAGUCCAAACUGGUGGAGAUGAGCACCCAGACGUCGCCGGGACUCGUCCAGAAAUCCAGAGGCAGGAAGAAAGCCAACCCGUGAACUUUCCUCCGUUUUUUCUACCGUUCACGCUCCCGUCCUUCCUCUGCUUUUUACUCACAGCCAGUGUUUGUUUGUUUGUUGCCUUGAAGGAAGAGCUGUUGAAAUAAAUGGAAAUAAAGUCACUCUCUUAUUUAGAAA
Messenger RNA from Oryzias latipes (Japanese medaka), 1555 nucleotides. RefSeq names its product VRK serine/threonine kinase 1 (gene vrk1). Gene Ontology annotation, molecular function: ATP binding; protein kinase activity. NCBI's taxonomy places the organism in Eukaryota, Metazoa, Chordata, Actinopteri, Beloniformes, Adrianichthyidae. The record is from RefSeq and is a predicted model, not a curated record. Gene Ontology annotation, biological process: protein phosphorylation.